This is a messenger RNA of Mya arenaria, 1762 nucleotides long. Its product is annotated as free fatty acid receptor 4-like. The record is from RefSeq and is a predicted model, not a curated record. The transcript has a single exon. Gene Ontology annotation, cellular component: membrane; neuron projection. The coding region runs from base 41 to 1144 and encodes 367 amino acids. Gene Ontology annotation, biological process: neuropeptide signaling pathway. Gene Ontology annotation, molecular function: G protein-coupled receptor activity; neuropeptide binding. NCBI's taxonomy places the organism in Eukaryota, Metazoa, Mollusca, Bivalvia, Myida, Myidae.
CCUAAACUCAAAGUAUUUCUAUAAUUACAGUUUUGCAAUUAUGUGUGCAAACGGUCCAGAGGUAGGACAUUCUUACGUCUGUGUAAAAUACGGCUCGGAGGAUACCGAUUUAGUGUUAGUGUUUACGUUUAUGACACAGCUGAACAGGGAAUGGCCGCACGCUGCCGAGCUUGAAGCUGGAGUUAUACUCACGGUUGCAAUUCUCUCAAUGUUAGGCAAUGCCGCUGUUCUGUACUUUUUGUUGAAAUCAAAAGAGAGGAAGAACGUCACCAAUUGCUUUGUUAUCAACCUGCUCAUCGCUGAUUUGAUGUACGUUUUGACUGUCCCUGCAGUCGUGACGGGUAGGUUGACUUCAGGGUGGUUGCUGGGAGGGGCAAUGUGCUCUUUAACCCACUACUGGCUGUUUGUGUGUGGUUCAACAAUGAUUUGGACGAUGACAGCAAUCAGCAUUGACAGAUACGUCAACAUCAACGUUGGAAUUUCGACGACAAAUCGUUUGAGCAAAUGGCAUAUCAUUGCAAUCUGCGUAGCAAUUUGGCUCAUUGGCAUUGUCAUAUUUCUUCCUGUUGCGCUGUAUUCACAAGUUUUAGAAGGCACAGCAAAUGGCAGAACUGUCAAUGUAUGCGCUUUGUUUUGGCCGGAUGGAAACGACAAGAAACAUUCAAUCAUUUUUAUUGUCCUUGCAUGUAUUUUUGACUUUGUUAUCCCAGUAUUAAUUAUAAAUUCAAAUUACUUUCGGAUAUACAAAAGAUAUCGGAACUCGAGGCGGGCUGUAGAGAACUUUAACAAGGCGGGAAGCAGUAAAACAUUCCAAAGAAGUUCGUCCGUCAAUAAUCAGAAGUAUCGUGUGCUGAAGACGCUUGUUAUCCUCGUCGUGGCUUUUUUGCUGAUGUGGGGGCCUUUAUUUAUCGCGUUUUCCCUCAUAGAGCUCGAUCGGUCAAACGGUUAUUACAAGAUACCAUCGUCCACAUUAGUUUGGGCUACCACCGCGGCCUACGCAAAUACUUUCUUCAACGCCUUACUCUACGGAAUGACAACAAAGCAACUUAAAUCAGGAGUCAACAGAAUCCGUGAAAGAUUUACAACGCAUGUGGAACAUAGCAGGGCUGUAGAAACGCCACCAUCACAAACAAUGCAGAAAUAACGGCAUGUGAAUACUGGAACAUAGCGGGGCUGUAGAAACGCCACCGUCACAAACAAUGCAAAAAUAACGGCAUGUGAAUACUGGAACAUAGCGAGGCUGUAGAAACGCCACCAUCACAGGCAAUGCAGAAAUAACGGCAUGUGAAAACUGGAACAUAGCGAGGCUGUAGAUACGUCACCAUCACAGGCAAUGCAGAAAUAACGGCAUUUGAAUACUGAUUUCACACAAAACAUAAAGCAAGCAUUAUUUGUGUUUAACGUUUAUGUCACCAUGCCAUUAUAACAACGUAUUACUUUUAGGUUUCUACGAAUAUAGGAAGUUAAGUUGGAAUGUGACUACGAGUGAUCAGAAGUUAUUGUGUUAAAUACCCUAGCUAUUCUAGUCAUAAGCCUACUGGUGCGGAUAUCUUACCCGUAAAGAGCACGAAAAUAAGCCUUUCUAGUGAUACUGGUGUCUUUAUUUACCCGUAUAGAGCACAACAGCUUAAGUUAUUGGGCUACCACUAUAGACUAAGCGUACAAUCUGGAGCCUUAUUACUUCGCUACCAGGGGUGGAUCCAGGAAUUGGCGUUAGAUGGGGCGUAACCUAGGUGCACAACCUUUUGGCAUCCGCCCUCCU